AUGUUUGGGCAAUGGAACGCCCAGUACCUCGACACAACUACGGGCUCGAUUGCAAUCACCUCGAUUAUGAUAACGAGGACUGCCCUGGUGUUAAAGACCCUAUCAUCAACUGCAUCCUCGGCAGCGGAAGCUGCCUCAGAAUCGUCUUCUUCCGGCGGUUCAGGCGUGUCAGGCACCCCCGCCUCCUCGACCACUGGUGCCAUCGUGGCUGGUGUUGUCGGCGGCGUCGCCGUGAUCGCCAUCGCAGUCUGCGUUAUUGUCUGGCUCAUACUCAGACAUAAGAGACAACACAAGGAAGAAUAUGUACAUCCCAUGACACCGGGUCCUCCAGAGCAAUUCUCCAUGCAGCCGUACGUCGCCUCCUCCGGUCCCGGUACGCCACGCUAUCUGAGCGGGUUCUACGAGCCAGAAAAAUACCAGCCUGUGCCGAUUAUCGACCCAACUUCACGUGAGGCGCGGGGAUCGCCGAGUAUCAGCCAUAGCAGGGUCAAUGAUAAUGACAACGGCGAUCGAAUUGAGCUCGCAUCAUGA
Messenger RNA from Colletotrichum siamense, 531 nucleotides. RefSeq lists its product as uncharacterized. Lineage: Eukaryota; Fungi; Ascomycota; Sordariomycetes; Glomerellales; Glomerellaceae. The transcript has a single exon. The record is from RefSeq and is a predicted model, not a curated record. The coding region runs from base 1 to 531 and encodes 176 amino acids.